Messenger RNA from Miscanthus lutarioriparius, 543 nucleotides. NCBI's taxonomy places the organism in Eukaryota, Viridiplantae, Streptophyta, Magnoliopsida, Poales, Poaceae. The record is from the annotation of a GenBank genome assembly.
AUGGCGGGCGUGAUAAUUGUGCUCGCCUUCUUUCUUGCUCACGAGCUCUUACCGUGCGCUUCAUCAUCAGCUAUUGAUCGCACCCAGUUCCCUCCGGACUUCCUGUUUGGGACCUCUACCUCUGCUUACCAGGUACGCCCCACACUCACCUACCUAUUUGCCUCAAAACGUGAAGAGCAUUCAUUCUUCGUCGGAGGUCCUCACACAAUAGAGAAAAGCAUUGCUAGUGUGUCGAUCGGUUCUCUUCAGUUUGCACAUUCGAUUCAAGUUCUUGGAGCUUUAUCGGGGCGGAGGGAGGGACGACAGACGGACAGUUUGCCACCUCAAUACCUCAUAACAUGUUACUCAAUAGCAUUGGGUUUGAUCAAUUUUUUAAGCCUCCAGAUUUGUGUCAUACGUCUCAUGGGGGCCGGUGGCCCAUCUGGCCCAGCCGCCAAGGGAGCAGCAGCGCCACCUAGGGGGAGGGCGCGCAUGGCAAGGGUGGUCUCCGGCUGCUCUACUAUCCAUAUCCGGAGGAUCUUGAAUAAAGGAAAGAGAAUAUGA